Apaloderma vittatum (bar-tailed trogon) is the source of this 1621-nucleotide messenger RNA. RefSeq names its product cAMP responsive element binding protein 3-like 2 (gene CREB3L2). Gene Ontology annotation, molecular function: cAMP response element binding; DNA-binding transcription factor activity, RNA polymerase II-specific. The annotation marks the transcript as partial. Gene Ontology annotation, biological process: regulation of transcription by RNA polymerase II. The record is from RefSeq and is a predicted model, not a curated record. The transcript is spliced from 10 exons. Lineage: Eukaryota; Metazoa; Chordata; Aves; Trogoniformes; Trogonidae.
GUGACCUGGAAAAUGAGGAAUGGUGUCUGGGUACAGAGCUGACUCCAGCAGCAAUAAAGACUGAGCCAGUGUUGUGUGAGACACCCGGCCUCGCUCCCUCAGUCAGUCUCACUGUCACAGCCACAUCGCUGGAGGGGGAACAACCUGAGCUACAGACAGAUGCCCUGAUGAAACCACUAAGCCAGAAAGUUCUUCCAGAGAUUAAAUUGGAGCCCCAUGAAGUGGAUCAGUUCCUGAACCUCUCUUCUAAGGAAGUAGUGGAUCCUCUGCAUUUGCCUCCAACCCCUCCCAGCAGCCAUGGCAGUGACUCUGAAGGAGGGCAGAGCCCGGCUAGAUCACUUCCUCCUUCAAGCCCAAUCCAGCUACAAGCCACGGCUAAAGUGACAUCACGCACAGCUUCAGUGCUCUCCAAUUCUCCGCUCCUGACUGCACCACAUAAAUUACAGGGGACCGGCCCACUCAUCCUGACAGAGGAGGAGAAGAGGACGCUGAUAGCAGAGGGGUACCCAAUCCCUACCAAACUUCCCCUCACAAAAGCAGAGGAGAAAGUGCUGAAGAAAAUCCGUAGGAAAAUAAAGAACAAGAUCUCUGCCCAGGAAAGCAGAAGAAAAAAGAAAGAAUACAUGGACAGUCUGGAAAAAAAAGUUGAGACCUGUUCAAACGAAAAUAGUGAGCUGCGUAAGAAAGUUGAAGUCCUGGAGAAUACUAACAGAACUCUUCUGCAGCAGUUGCAGAGACUCCAAGCCAUGGUUGCUGGGAAAGUGUCCCGUUCGUGUAAGGCAGCUAGCACACAGACAGGGACCUGUCUUAUGAUGGUGGUGCUGUGCUUCGCAGUAGUUUUUGGCAGCUUCUCUCAGAGCUAUGGGCCAUACCCUUCUGCUACGAAGAUGGUGUUGCCCAGGCAGCAUUCCUCGCCAGAGUCCUACACAGACUCUAUUGUGAGGUCAAGGAGUCUGCUAAUUUAUGAAGAGCCUCACCAACUGGAGGAGUCGUCGAGCCCGAUCUCCUUUGCAGAUCACAGUGACAGGCACACAGACACCUCCAAGUACUCGACGCUGUCCCUGGAAGCCGUGCCAGGCACACAGCAGGAUGAUAUCAUGCAGUUCACAAUAGCCAAUGAGACAAGGCUAGAGAAAUCGGUGCUGCUGGGCCUGCAGCAGCACAGAGUCAGCUCCGAACUGGAAGGAAAUGAAACACUGAAGAUAAUCGAAAUAGAUAGAAGAGUCAAUGCCACCUCUUAAAAAUAAAAAAGACCUUUUUUCUUGACUUCCCUCUUUCCCACAUGUUUUCAACCAAAGUCCCCCUGACUUGUCAUCCUCAGUGAACCAAAGCACAAAAGAGAGAGAGUUCAACUUCUGCGUUGACUGGUGAGGCUGUGACUGCAGAUGGGGUCUCUUGUCUUGAUAACUCCCUUCCUCACUUCACACACAGCCCCUCUCUUUGCUUUUAUUCCUCUCCUGUGUAAUGCUGCAAGGUCAGGAUUGAAUUAUGAUGGCAGAUGCUGCCAGCAGCGUGCUGGUGACUGGUGGGUGUGUGCGUGUGUGCAUGCACCUGUCCUAAUCUGAGCACAAAGACGUUUUGUAGAAGAGUGAAUUAUGCAAAACCAAUGGGAGCAUGUGGG